This is a messenger RNA of Alligator mississippiensis (American alligator), 12725 nucleotides long. RefSeq names its product neurobeachin like 2 (gene NBEAL2). Gene Ontology annotation, molecular function: protein kinase binding. Gene Ontology annotation, cellular component: membrane; cytosol. The record is from RefSeq and is a predicted model, not a curated record. The transcript has 54 exons. Gene Ontology annotation, biological process: intracellular protein localization. NCBI's taxonomy places the organism in Eukaryota, Metazoa, Chordata, Crocodylia, Alligatoridae. The coding region runs from base 56 to 8464 and encodes 2802 amino acids.
GCGCCGGCAGGUGAGCGGCGGCAGCGGCGGCGGGGCCGGACGGGCCGGGCGGGCCAUGGCCUCCAAGGAGCGGCUCUACGAGCUCUGGAUGCUGUACUUCGCCAAGAAAGACUUGACCUACCUGCAGCAGUGGCUGGAGGCAUUUGUCAUGAACUUUGAGAAGAUCAUCACUGUGCAAUCUCUGGAGCCAAGAAGGCCAGAAGACUCCGUCUCCGAGAUCCCACUGCUCCCGCGUGACGUCCUGCACGUGCUGAGCCAACAGCUGACGCAUUGUGUGGCCCAGAUCUCCUGCAAAGAGGCAGCUGAGGCAGGCCUCAGCCAAGCACUCCUGCUCAUCAAGUUUUUUAUCAUCAUCUGCAGGAAUUUAGAAAACGUCCAGACAGACAAGACUCCAGGUUUCGUCCACGAGGUGCUUCGCUUGCUGGUUGCCUGUACAGACAAGCUGAAGAGCACCCAGGAGCAGUGCGCGUCCAGGUCUCAGCUUGAGCAUGUCACCACCUAUGCACUGCAUCUCUACGAAUGCCUCUUUGACCCAUACCAGACAUGGAGGAGACAACUGAGUGGAGAAAUUGUCAGCAUGCAAGAGAAGAGCAAGUACAAGUUCCCACCUCCUGCUUUGCCUCUGGGGUUUGGUGCCUUCUUCCAAGGGAGCUUCCAGGACAACUGGCAGCUUCCCGAGGCGCUCCAGCUGCGCCUCAUCCACCUCUUCGGCGCUGUUCUCUCUGGAGCCAAGCAGAACGCCCUCCUAGUGAUCACGCCAGCCGCGGUGGAGACACUCAUGCUGGUGCUCCUCAGGUGGUGCUCCCCGGGGGACAGUGCCCCCCAGGACCCCCGGCUGCUGCAGCUCACCCUUAAGAGCCUAGUGGGGAUGAUUCACGUCCUGCAUGCCAGCAGCCCGGGCCAGCGCAAGGUGGAGAUCAGGGCCAUCCUGGACAGCUACUUCAAGGUCCUCAACUCUGACCAGCCGAUGGCAGCGCUGGAGGGGGCAGCAGCGGCACGCUGGGAAGACAGACUGAUCACGCUCAGGGUUAACAUGCUGGAUGCCAUUCCAGAGAUGCUGAAUUGUGGAGACAGACCUGUCCUGCAAGCAAUAUUCCUCAGCAACAACUGCUUUGAACACAUCAUCCGCCUGAUCCAGAAUAGCAAGCUGUACGUGAGCAAUAAGCGUGAGGCGGAAGAGCUGGGGAGCGAUCUCGCCAUGCGAUUGCUGACCGAGAUCGAUGUCCGGAAGGUCUUCAGUAGCAGCUCGGAUGCCAUCGCGGUCCAUGCCAUUGGAGUGCUCAGCUCCAUCAUGAGCAAUUCACCCUCAGCCAAGGAGGUGUUUAAGGAAAGGAUUGGCUAUUCCCACCUGUACGAAGUCCUGAAGAGCCAGAGCCAGCCCACCAGAACGCUGCUCCAGGAGCUCCUGAACAUGGCAGUGGAAGGCGACCACAACUCCUUCCCCAUCCGCCUCAUUCGCAAUGAGCAGCCGCUGCUGAUCCUCACUGCAUGGCUGCCAGACCUGAUGUCGCGAGACCUGCAGGUGUUCCUGUCCGACUGGCUGAAGAGGAUCUGCAGCGCCUCCCCACAAAGCCGCCUGACCUGCGUCAAGGCGGGCAUGGUCAGCUGCCUCCUGGACGUCCUGGGCGCCGAGCAGGCACUGGACAGGAAGUGCUCAGAGAACCUCAUCGACCUCCUCCAGGUGCUGGGCAGCCUCUCCAUCCGCCCAGGGGAGCUGCGCCAGCUCAUCAAGCUGCUGUGGACUGAAAGCGGGAGCGGGGCCCACCCCUAUGCCACACAGGUCAUUCGGGCACUCUCAGGCAUGGCCCGCAAGGACAGGCCAGAGCGGGCCCUACAAUACUUCGACCUGACGCCCAGCAUGGCAGGCAUCAUGGUGCCGCCCAUCCAGAAGUGGCCGGGCAGCGGCUUCGCCUUCCACGCCUGGGUCUGCCUGAAUGAGGAGCCCAUGGACAACAUGGAGCAGGGAGUGAGGCUGAAGCGGAAGCAGCUGUACAGCUUUUUCACAGCCAGUGGCACAGGCUUUGAGGCCUUCUUCACCACCGAGGGCAUGCUAGUGGUGGCAGUCUGCACCAAGAAGGAGUACAUGACAGUGACCCUCCCAGAAUUCCCCUUCAACGACUCUGCAUGGCACUGCAUCGACAUUGCCCACAUCAUGGGCCGCCGGCCCUUCGGCCAGAACCUGGUGAACAUCUACACGGAUGGGCAGCUGAGGAAGGUGGCACAGCUCCGCUUCCCCUCCCUCAAUGAGUCGUUCACCUCCUGCUGCAUUGGCUCCGCUGGGCACCGGACAACGACCACCUCCACCCUCUGCUCCCUGCCUUCCCACUCGCCAGACCUCACCUUCACCACCCACCCCUCACUCUGCCGCUCCCAGUCCUUCCCUGCCUCCCUGGGGACGCAUGCCUGGACGCCUGGGGCUAUCCAACCCCUCCGGGAAGGCCUGGUGUCCACAACAGCAGCAGGGAGCCAAGACAUGGAGUGGGGGACACCAACCUCCCUGGAGGGGCACCUGGGGUUGGUGUCCAUAUUCUACGAAGCCCUGCAGCCGGCCCAGGUCAAAGUGCUGUUCUCCGCAGGGCCCAAUGUCACAUCUCCAUUCAAGCCUGAAAGUGACUUCUUGGAACUCAGCAGCAAGCUGCUGCUCUUCUACACCCCCCAGGCCUGCAAUAAUAACAUCUGCCUGGAUCUUUCUCCAAACCACUUUUUUGAUGGGCGGCUGACAGGGCACAAGGUGGUGAACUGGGAUGUCAAGGAUGUUGUCAACUGCAUUGGGGGCAUGGGGGUGCUUCUGCCACUGCUGGAGCAAGUGGCAGCUAAGAAGAAGGAGACUGAAGAGAACCAGGAAACACAUGACCUGGUUGGUCCAGAGUUGACGUCUUCCAAGAACGCCCAGGGCAUGCUCAUCCCCCUCGGGAAGUCCUCGGAGGGCAGGCUGGAGAGGAACAGCGUGGCUGCCUUCCUGCUGCUGGUGAAGAACUUCAUCCGCUGUCACCCUGUGAACCAGGAGAGCUUAGUGCAGUGCCACGGGCCAGCGAUCAUCGGAGCCCUGCUGCAGAAGGUCUCCAGCCUGAUGAUGGACAUGAAUGUGCUGAUGGCAUCUCGGGUCCUGAUGGAGCAGGUAACCUCUGAGAGCAAUGGCCUCUUGCUGCAUCUCCUCUACCAGUACCUGCUCUUCGAUUUCCGCAUCUGGAGAAACAGCGACUUUGCCGUCCGCUUGGGUCAUAUUCAGUAUUUAUCCAGCAUCCUCAAGGACCACAAGCAGAGAAUCCGCAAGAAGUAUGGGGUGCAGUACAUCCUCGACUCCAUUAGGAUGCACUACGGCGCUCGCAGGGAGAAGCCGAUCACAGCAGAUGACGUCAAGACAGUGCAGACAUCCCUGUUCAGCCUGGUGAAGGACUUUCUCUCCCGGAACUUCUCUGCCGAUGAGAUGCAAAGCGCCCUGAACUACCUGGCUGGAGUCCACGACGAACACCAGGUGUCUGGGGCUCUGGAGGUGAUCCAUGGCUUGCUGAAGGGGGCACCGUCUCAGGACCAGCUCUACGCCUUCCUCUUUGAAACGGGCAACGUGGAGGUCUUCUUCUCACUGCUCGUCCAGAAGAAGUUCUCAGACGAAGUGCGGGAGAGAGUCUUCAAGAUCCUGUACAAGAUGCUGAAGUACGAAAAGGUUCACGAGCGUAGCAGGCACCGCCUGAAGCUGAAGGACAUCGGCUACGAGGGGCUCAUCGCGAAUCUGAAUGAUGUGCCAGUCUCUAUGUUGCUCUUCCGCUGCCUCCUGGAGCAGGUCCUUGGAUCAGACUCUCCCAACUACAAGGACCUGGUGGCCGUGGUCUACCUGUCCCACCGGGCCGAGCUGACAGUCAGGCUGGACAUCUGCCGGAAGCUGUUCCACCUCAUCUACUCCCAGCAAGACAUGGUGAGGCAGCUGGCGAAGCUGGUAGGAUGGCAGGACACACUCACGAAGCUGUAUGUCAAGGAGUCCUACGAAUCCCGCCAGCACAGCCUGAGCAGCUCUGGUGGCGGGGGUUGCCUCGACCUCCUGAAGUUCUCCGAGCCCCCGAGCAAAGACUUGGGCCCUGAGGCCGGGAAGGAGCUGCUGGACAGCAUGGGGCCUGCCUCCACCGAUCUGCAGGACCUGGACGUCUUCCUACCGCUGGGCUUCGAGGCCUCAGACCAGGAGCUCUCCGAGGGGUUCUCCGACCACUCCAUCUCCCCAGCUGGCCGAACCAAAUCCUUCCACUCCUACAACUUCAAAUCCUUCGACUCACUGGACCGCACCAGCCACUCUUCCUCCUCCAACACCAUUGACAUUUCUGGACAGGGGGAUGGGCCCCACAUCGAUGCCCUGCCAUUUGAUGGCAUCUACCACCCACUCUCUCCCUUCUCCAUGUCACCCUUUGACCUUGGCCUUGAACUGGGCAGCACCAGCUCCGUCACCACGGUAGAGAGUGGGAACCAGACCCCGGGGAGCCAGCCAGGGACCCCAUCCCCACUAGAGAAUUUCAAGCCCUUCCCAGGGAUGCGAGCUCGUAAGAGCUCCAGCCUGUCCAAUGUGCUGGACGAGAGCAGCUAUCAGGAGACGCUGCCCAGUGAUGACAUCUCCAACACCAGUAACCCCCAGCACCAUUCAGUUCAUGUGUCCUUCAUCUUGCCCUCCCAGCAAACACCUGAGGAGGAACUGUGCAACCUGCUGACCAACAUCAUCUUCUCAGUGACCUGGCGUGGGGUGGAAGGCUGGGACGAUGCAGCCUGGAAGGAGCGCGGGCAGGUCUUCUCAGUCCUCACCAAGCUGGGGACGGCCUGCGAGCUGGUGCGCCCGCCCGAUGAAAUCAAGCGCAGCCUCCUCGAGAUGAUGCUGGAGUCGGCCUUCACGGACCUCAAGGAAUUAGCCCCAGCGGCUUUGCCCAGCCUCACCCAGAACGCGCUAAAGUUGCUGCGGCUUCUCCAGGAUUUCCUGUUCUCUGAGGGACACAACAACCAGGCCCUGUGGAGCGAGAAGAUCUACGAAGGUAUGAACAGCUUGCUGGACAAGCUGGGCGUGUGGUACCACUUGGCCAACGGGACCUCAGACCUGAAGGAGAUGGCUCAGAUCGGCCUGCGCGUCCUCAUCGGGUACAUCAUGCUGGAGGACACGCAGCUCCACUCUUUGGCCUAUGUGAAGCUGCAUAGCCUGCUCCAGACAGCCUCAGCCCCCAAGAAGGAGGAGGCCUGCUACCUGUUAGGAAAGCUGGAGAUGCCCCUGCGGCGCUCGCUGCUUUCCAAGGCGGAGACCUUCUCCUGGCUGGUGUCCAUCAUCCGGACACUGAUGGACCAGUGCUACGACACCCUGCAGCUGCAGCACUUCCUGCCCUCACUGCCCCCCACCAACGGCAGCCCCACCUUCUACGAGGACUUCCAGGUCUUCUGCACCACCCCCGAGUGGAGGGUCUUCAUAGAGAAGCACGUGCAGCCCACCAUGGCGCAGUUCGAAAUGGACACAUUUGCCAGGAGCCACGACCACAUGUCCAACUUCUGGAACUCCUGCUACGACGCCCUGAUGAGCAGCUCCCUGCGCAGGGAGCAGGAGAAGGCAGAGAGUAGGAAGAAGUUCCAGGAGCUGGUUCUGGAGCCAGUCCUGAAGCGCUCCAAGUACGAGAACAUCCGGCACGCCAACGUCCUGAAGCAGAUCGCCAACCACCACAGCACCGUGCAGAAGCAGUGGAAGUCACUGCGUCGCCUGCUUACCUCCCAGCGAUCUGCGUGGGCCACCCGGGACCUGCCCCAGAUGCACUGGAAGUUGUCAAGCGCCGAGACCUAUUCGCGAAUGCGACUGAAGCUGGUGCCCAACUACAACUUUGACUGCCACCAAGAGGCGAGCGCCCUGCGGGACAACCUAGGUGCAGAUCAUCUGCAGACCUCUGCCGAGUCUCUCCCGUUAGCGGUGGCCAAGGAGGCGAAGGUGAGCGAGCUGGAGGACGACCAGCUGGCGGAGGAAGACCUCGCCAUUCUGGACAACCACGCUGAGCCCAAGGAGCAGAGCCAGAGGGAGAAGCUGGUUAUUUCGGAGGACUGCGAGCUCAUCACCACGGUGGCCGUGAUCCAGGGCCGGCUGGAAGUCACCACGCAGCACAUCUACUUCUACGAUGGCAGCAGUGAGAAGGAGGAGACUGAGGAAGGGAUUGGCUACGACUUCAAGCGCCCCUUGUCCCACCUCCGGGAGGUGCAUCUCCGCCGCUAUAACCUCCGCCGCUCAGCACUGGAGUUCUUCUUCAUCGACCAGGGCAACUACUUUGUCAACUUCAAGAAAAAGGUCAGGAACAAGGUCUACUCCAGCAUCCUUGGCCUGCACCCACCCAACCAGAUCUACUUUGGCAGCCGGUCACCCCAGGAGCUGCUCAAGGCCUCAGGGCUGACUCAGAAAUGGGUCUACAGGGAGAUCUCCAACUUCGAGUACCUCAUGCAGCUGAACACUAUCGCAGGGCGCACCUAUAACGACCUGUCCCAGUACCCGGUGUUCCCUUGGAUCCUGCAGGACUACGUCUCAGAGACGCUGGACCUGAACAACCCGGCCGUCUUCCGGGACCUCUCCAAGCCCAUCGGGGUGGCCAACGAGAAGCAUGCCAAGGAUGUAAAGGAGAAGUACGAGAGCUUUGAAGACCCCACGGGUAUGAUCGACAAGUUCCACUAUGGCACGCACUACUCCAACGCUGCAGGCGUGAUGCACUACAUGAUCCGGACCGAGCCCUUCACCACGCUGCACAUCCAGCUGCAGAGCGGCAGGUUUGACUGCUCAGACCGCCAGUUCCACUCGGUCCCUGCAGCAUGGCAGGCGCGCAUGGAGAACCCGGUGGACGUGAAGGAGUUGAUCCCCGAGUUCUUCUACUUCUCGGAGUUCUUGGAGAACCAGAACGGGUUCGACCUUGGCUCCCUGCAGCUGUCAAAUGACAAGGUGACCGACGUCGUCCUCCCAAAAUGGGCAUGCUCCCGGGAAGACUUUAUAUCCAAGCAUCGGAAGGCGCUGGAAUCCGAAUACGUGUCUGCCCAUCUCCACGAAUGGAUUGACCUCAUUUUUGGGUACAAGCAGAGAGGCCCUGCAGCUGUGGAAGCCCUGAACGUCUUCUACUACUGCACGUACGAGGGAGCCGUGGACCUGGAUGCCAUUGCUGACGAGACGCAACGGAAAGCCUUGGAAGGCAUCAUCAGCAACUUCGGGCAGACCCCCUGUCAGCUGCUCAAGGAGCCCCACCCGGCCCGCCUGUCAGCCGAGAACGCGGCCAGGAGACUAGCCCGGCUCGACACCUAUUCCCCCAAUGUGUUCGAGAACCUCGGCCAGCUCAAGUCCUUCUUUGCAGAGGGCAUCAGCGAUGGGAUCCCCCUGGUACAGGCGGUGGUGCCCAAGAACCAGGCCCAUUCCUUCAUCACGCAGGGCUCCCCGGAUGUGCUGGUCACCGUGAGCGCCAACGGCCUGCUGGGAACCCACGGCUGGCUGCCCUAUGACAAAAACAUCUCCAACUACUUCAGCUUCACCAAAGACCCCACCGUCUCCAACACAAAAACCCAGCGCUUCCUCUGCGGUCCCUUUGCCCCGGGUGUAGACCUGUCCUCGAAGACAUUGAGCAUCUCUCAUGACGGCAAGCUCCUCUUCAGUGGUGGACACUGGGACAACAGCCUGCAGGUCACAUCGCUGAGUAAAGGGAAGGUCAUCGGGCACAUCACCCGGCACAUCGAUGUGGUCACCUGCUUGGCACUGGACCUCUGUGGGAUCUAUCUCAUUUCUGGGUCCCGGGACACCACCUGCAUGGUCUGGCAGGUCCUGCAGCAGGGUGGGUUUUCCUGCGGCCUGGCCUCCAAGCCCGUCCAAGUGCUCUACGGACACGACAACGAGGUCACAUGCGUCACCAUCAGCACCGAGUUGGACAUGGCUGUGUCAGGGUCAAAGGAUGGCACCAUCAUCAUUCACACCAUUCGUCGGGGCCUUUUCAUGAGGUCGAUCAAGCCGCCCUGUGAGAGCACACUGCCUGCCACGAUCUCAAACCUCACUGUGGGGCUGGAGGGACAGAUUGUCAUCCAGACUACCGUGGAAGGGCGAUCCUCACUAAAGGACAAGUUUGCCCUACACCUUUACUCUGUCAAUGGCAAGCACCUGGCCUCCAUCUCGCUGGAUGAGGAGAUUACGUCCAUGUGUGUCACAGAGGAGUUCGUGGUGCUGGGAACGAUGCAGUGUUCACUUCAGAUCCGGGACCUGCAGAACCUCCAAGCAGCCAUGCCACCAAUGCCUAUGAAGGUUCCUGUUCACAGCGUGUCUGUGACCAAGGAGAAGAGCCACAUCCUGGUGGGGCUGGAGGAUGGGAAGCUGAUCGUGGUGGGAGCAGGCCAGCCCUCGGAGGUGCGAACGGGGCAGUUCCACAGGCGGCUGUGGCGUUCCACGCGGCGCAUCUCCCAAGUCUCGUCCGGAGAGACCGAGUACAACCCACCCGAGUCCAAGUGAGGGGCUGGAUGGAGCUUGACCUGUCCUGGGCUGGGCUUCCUCAGGGCAUUUCUGGGCAGAGGUAUCCUGCAUCAAGAGGCCUCUGAAACAUGGAGGGAACGGAAAGACCCAGUCUCGUCACUGGCAUUGGCUUGCGGUUGUCCGAGGAGCAUGCUGAGAGCUCCACAUCUCCAGCGCUUGGCUGUCCUGGGGGAUCUCAGCCACUGGCUCUCAGGGCUGUGACAGGAGCACGGAGAUCUCAUGUAGGGAACGUGGCCUGGGGAACCCCUUUCCAAACCGGAGAUCUACAACCGCUUGAAGCGAUGCUUCUGGCCUUCCAAGGCGGGCUAUGCAGAGGACACUCCAACACCCGCCAGUUCCCCGAUUCUUUCCUGUGGAGCUUGAAGUCAGAAGUAUUUGUAUUAUCCUUUUUUGGGGGUGGGGGAUCUUUUUUCUUUUCCUAAAACACUGGAGCAACUGGAGGACGAGGAUGGGAGGGCGACGGCACUGCCCCACUGCCUGUGCCCCCUGCGGGCCAUCCGGGAUCGCCGCUGUAGAAACCAGAUGGUGACCGCAGCUGCGUGAGCAGCCCUCCUCUUUGGGUGGCCUUAUCCAGAGCUUGUUGCACUACGUUACAGACCUUGUACCAAAGGUCCUUCGGGCAGGAGGCCAGUCUGCUUCAGAAAAGCUUUAAUGUCUCGAGAUACUGCUGAGAGCCUGUUUCCUUUCCCCCCAGAGGGAGCAUAUGUUGUGGGGAGGGCAGCGUUUGAUAGGUAACAGGGAAAUUCCUGCUUCUCUUGAACUCACCCCAGCAUCCCAGAUGUACAUAAAACCCCCUUUGCUGGGGAAGAAGAGUGCCCCCCAUCCAUUGGGGUCUUUCAGAAGAUGGCUUGUGAGCUCUCUGGGGACCAAGGCAACAACACCCGGGGGCUCUGCUGACAGUGGGCUCACGGCACGAGGGCCCCAGCCAACUUUUUCUAUACAUUUUUAUCUUUUUUUAAAAAAGCAAAUAAACGGGUACAAUCGCAUCGUCUCCCGAGACUCUCGUAUCUUCCACAGCCCGCGAGCGGGAGAGGCUCGUUGGAUGACUUCAUCAGCAAUAAAACCCUGCCUUUCGUAAGCUUUGCCUUCACCCUGCGGGUCCAUUGCUGCGCGGGCUGCGGGCGAGCUGGCUGCGUUUGUCUCUUGGUUGCACUUUGGAUACCUCUGCUUGUCAGGGCAGAUGGAAGAGGAUUGUUUUUGGACAGUUGAGAGGGGCCGGCGCUGUGCGACAAAGGGUGGCAUGGGCAUGGGGACUUGUGGGUUUGCCUCUUCCAGCAAGAUCAGCUGUCAGUGGGAACGGGCACGUCCCGCCUGCUUCUCCAGGGAGAAGGAGCCGUCUUCAGAGCAGGGUGUUUCCACAGGGUACCCUGGAGCCCCAAGGCAGGGUCUUUUCUAGCUUUAAAAGGGCUUGACUGAAGCCAAUGGCAGUGAACGUUAGCAGUGAAGAUGUCAGGUAGCAGAAAGUUGUGACACUGAGUUUUUCCUUUGCGUUUCUCGCUCUUGUCUCAAUAUUGACCACGUCCAAAAGCUCCCUGUCUGUCUGUCUAUUGGCCAUCUCUCCAUCCAUCAUUUUGCUCGUGCACCAGGUGAUUUAACCCAGGAAGAGGUUUGGUUUUUGCAGCCAAUUGACAACACUUGCCUGCUCUUACCCAACCCGUCCGAAUCCCAUAUCCCCUGGUUGUCACAAGGUUUGGGAACAGGUCCCAUUCUCUGCCUGAUCACCUUGCUGCACCAGAGGAUUAAGGGCAAGGCGGGGAGUGAGAUGGAUAUUUGGACUCGUUUGGAAGCAGUGGUUGGAGGCUAUGGAGCAUCUGUGCCGAGGGAGCCUUCUGGAAGUAACACCCUCAUCCCCCUCCAGAGACACGUGGCAACUAUGGGGAGCUCCGUUGGAAAUGGAGAGCUCUGUGAUCUCCAUACCUGAUGUGUUACCCCCUUCCUGGAGCAUGAGGCUACAGGUGGCUCAGAAAGGAAGGGAGUGGAUCAGGCCUUGUAGGUGCCAUCCCAGUAACCGAGCCAGGAAGAGAUGCAGGUCUUCUUACCCAGCAUCCUCCCGCCUUCAGUGACAUAGCAUCAAGACCACAGCCUGGAGGCGGGAGUGCUGUCUCCUCAUGCCUGCACGUGCCUCCUAGACGUCACCAGGACACAGCGAAGGUCCUUGGAAAAGGGAGUGAGGCUGGGGGUGCAAAGAGCAGCACGUUGGAAAGGAGCGUCGAGUCUUCAGUGCAACUCUGAUGAGCUCGCAAGCCGCUGCCCUCCAUCCCACUGGCCGUGCACUUGGCUUUUAUUAGUUGCAACAUUGGGUUAAUUAAAAACCAUAGCCCCUUGUUUGAUCUCGGCCUGCAUCCUUCCUCCACAGGCUGUGUUGAACUGUAGCCGUUGUCUAUCCUGAAUGAUUUGGACUUUCUCUUCCCUUCCUCGUCUUGACACCUCCUGACUACAAGCGGGGCGUCAGCUGCCUUGGAUUCCUGCAGCAGUCUUCCAGGGGGCUGAGGGGAAAGGCACCGGGCACAGCGCGGCUCACACUGCAGGGUACAUCUGCUGCCAGCCCGGGACAGCCUGCAAAAGCUAACUUGCAAAGCCGAAGAGCAGAGACCCCUUUAAAAAGGGAACGUUUGGCUGGUCACCCACCAAAGCUGGUUCCACGUGGACGAGGCGAUCCCCACGGGUGGCUGGAGAGAUCAGCUGCUGACAGUGGACCGUGCCUCGCUUCUUGUCUUUUAUUUUUACCAUUUUAAGAGGAGAAACAGGGUCAGGCAGGAAGCUGAAAGUGUCCCCAGCAUCCCUCCCGGGGCGGAGAUAACAGCUGGAACCACACCAAGUGCAAUAUUUGCAUCUCGUUGAGAAAAAUGUUUUUUGUUAAGUGCGUGUUCUGUAUCGCGGUUUGUAUGUAUGUAAUAUAUAUAUAUAUAUAUAUAUAUAUAUCAGAUAUAUAUAUAUAUAGUUUUUUGUAACUUUUUUGAAUGAUGAUGUACAUGUAAAGAUUUCUACCUUCUUUUUUCCUCCUUAAAAAAAGAAAAAAAAGGGAUUUUAAGUGAUAGGAGCUUCCCUAAACACUGCUGACUUUUAUAGAGUAGGGAGUAAGAGGUCAGCCUCAGCGUGGAUUUGUCCUUCAUCCUUCUGAGAUCGGCGUGGGUCAAGGGAAGCUCAGCUGGGCUUUCCUGACUUGUCUUCUGAAGAUACUUGAAUUCACUGGGUACCUGCUGUGUCCUCCUACCUGAAGUCAUUGGGUUUCUUUUCCCUUUGCCCUCUUUUCAUUUUGCUUUUACCUCCUCUGGUUGUACAGAGUCAAGAUGCAGUUUCCUGAGUUUGUAUCUCCUUCUCAUUUCUCCUGUCCUUUGCUAGCAGGAGUGAUUGGGCCGUAGCUGUGAAAUGCCUUAGUGUGGGGGGUGGAGAUACAGACUUCAUUUCAGCCUUGGGUGUCGGGGUUACGGUGCCUGCUUUGGCAUCCAGCCUGGCAUUGGGGCAGCCUCCCUUGGGCACCCAAGCUGAGCAGAAACAGGGACUGUGCUUGAUUCCUGGCUGUAACUGCGGGGGCAGGCGGUGGCCGUGGCCUUCCCCCACUUUUCUACCUCAUGGGGACCAAAUGGACCCACGUCCUUUGGGAAGCAGGGCCAAUCGAGUGGGUCAAACAGAGCAGUCCUGGGUGGGCGAGUUGUCCCGGCUGCAGCUGCUUUGAUCAUAGCUCUUCUGCGCGUCCACUGUACCGCUGAUCUCCAGCCCUUCUCAACCAGCCGGGGAGGAGGAUGGCUUUGCUUUGGGCAUUAACAAGCUCAUGUCAAACUGUGACCCAGGUGGACCCGGGUGCCGGUCCUUUCUAUAUAUAAGCAGGACAUGGUUCCCAUGAGGACACCGGCAAAGCCUUCUUGAAGGAAGAGGUUGAAAGCCAGGACGUCCUGUUCCUGCCAAGGGAGAAGUAGCUCGCAGGGUUGGGCGGCUGGUGCAUUUGCCUCGAGGAGACGGCGAUGGGCUGGGUUUGCACUCACCUGCUGAGCCACCGGAGAGGGAGAUGGGAGUGAGAGACAGGUCUCUGGGAGGUGACGUUAAGCGCAUUUCUGGCACAGCUUUCUCUACAGGUUUUGUUUGGUUUGGUUUUCCAGAAGAAAAAAUAAAGUUAAGCACAAUCCAGUCCACACUUAUAUGCCUUAAACAGGUUGGCCUUAUUCUCUGUUGGGCUCAGUCGCCUGGUUUGCAAGCGAUGUACAGCCCCUGUGAUCUCCAAUAAACUUUGUGAAGGAAUAAA